Molecule: messenger RNA, 4763 nt
Organism: Phycodurus eques (leafy seadragon)
Lineage: Eukaryota; Metazoa; Chordata; Actinopteri; Syngnathiformes; Syngnathidae
Product: centrosomal protein of 290 kDa-like
Exons: 33
Coding region: 103-4029 (1308 amino acids)
Biological process (GO): camera-type eye development; kidney development
Source: RefSeq, a predicted model, not a curated record
UUUUUUUUAUGUUUUAGUGUUUGUUAUUAAUCCAAGUUAAAAGCAGCAGUUGUGUUCAUUUGUUCCCUUUUAUUUGUGGUUUUGGACAUUCUAGGGCUCAGGAUGCCUGCUGCUGUCGAGUGGGACGAUGUGAAGAAGCUGGACCCGGCGAACCUCCAUGAACGUUACAAGGAUGAACUGGACAGCGUCAUCGACCUUCUCACUUCGACAGAAGAGUGGGACGUGGAGCGCCGAGCUCGGGAGGACGUCAUCCACAUACUGCGAGUGUUUCAGGCCCUGCUCAAGAUGAAGAAUCAAGAAGCGACUUUGGCCGAACAGUUAGUUGAUGAACAAGAGAAAAAUGAAAAGACGCUUCUUGUCAAAGUGUCCAGACUGGAAGAAGAACUAACGUAUGCCGGCACGGGCCCAGAGAACCGCUUUCUGAGGAACGAGAUCCGGCAGCUGAAGGGCCAGCUGGUGCGCAAGGAGGAGAUGGUCAACCAGCUGAAGAAGGAAAUGAAAAGAGAGAAGAAAAACACGGAGAAGCUGCUUAUGCGAGCGGAGGCUGCCGAGGACGACCUGAAGAUGUUGAAAAGAGAGAACACACAGCUCCAGCAGGACGUGGACUUUUAUCAUGGACAGUUGGAGCUUAAGGAAUCAGAUGUGUCCAAAGAGGAGAACGCCGAGACUCAGAGGAAGCUUAUCUCAGCCAACCACCAGCUUUCCCAGUGCCUGGACGACCUUCAGCAAGCGGAGGACGAGAUCUCACGGUUGAAGGAAGACAACCUCCGCAUGCAGAAAUGUGUGAUGCAGUCGGCAAAGGAGAUGGAAAAUAUGAGCGAUGAGUACAACCAGAUCAAGAUGGCCGUCCACCACUGCGACACCGCGACUGACCAGCUGAGGAAAGAGAGGGAUCGUGCCGAGCUGCAAGUCAGAGAGCUGACGCAGAAGGUAAACGACAUGACGGAAGAGGAUGACCCCAUUAUUGCAGCAGUGGACGCUCAAGUGGACCAAUGGAAGAACGUGCUCUCUGAAAAGGACAAGGAGAUUUCAAUGUAUCAGCAGAUGAUCCGUGACCUUCAGCAGAAGUUGCGCAUGGCCCAGUUGGACAUGGACAGAAACAAUAUUCUUGCCUUGCAGCAGGCUGUGGAGGAGCGAGAUGAUCAGAUCAAUACCCUAAGAGAGCAAGUGGAGCAUUACACAGGCGAAAUGAAGAAGCAGACGCUGCUCAUGGAAAGUCUGAAGGUGCCCAAAAAGGAAAGUGGAAGUGCCUUUCUGGACACUCAAGCGCUGGUCCAUGAGAGAAAGUUGGAGGAGCUCACAUCCAAGUGGGAAGCUGCCGAGAUGAGAGCAGUGGAAGCGGAGGAGGCUUUAAAACGAGCCGAAGAUCACGCUGAGGAAAAAGACAGAGAGGUCAUUGAGGUCUCCAAGCGCCUGACAGAGUAUGAGCGUGGCACUUACGGCCUAGAAGAAGCCAUCAGGGAGAUCAAGGAGUGUAAAAUGCAAAUCCGAAGGAGAGAGUUGGAGUUAGAGGCCGUGACCAAAGAGAUCAACCAAGCGUACAUAACAAACAACCAGCUCACCGAGGAAAAUGAAGAAUUCCGGGAAAGACUCGGCUAUGAACCCAGUCAGGAAGUGGACCUGAGCGAGUUCAGGCGAGCCAAAGGCCUGAAACAACGGCAGUACAAAGCUGAAAAUCAAAUCCUCAGUAAAGAGAUUGAGCGUCUUGAAGAGGAACGACUGGAGAUGAAGCAACAAGUCCGACAUCUGGCCAAGCGGACAGGGCUGCCACCGUCCGUCUUGGAGGAGGACAACGUCACACAAGGUGUAAAAUGGCCACAGACUCCGAUUCAAAACACCAACGCGAGCACAAACGAAGGGCUCCAAGCCAAGAGUGAACGCACGGAAGAAGCAGUGACGAUGCCGAAGAGGGAGGCAGAACUCAACAAGUACCAGUUCCAGCUUAAACUGGAGCAGCUAUCCAGAGAGAAAGGAGACCUGGAAGCUGCACUCAAAGACAUCCUCCAGGCUUUGAAGGCUAAAGACACCACAAACAUCCCCACUCUGAAAAGGCUGGCCAACCACAACCUGAAGGUCUUUGCCACUGACAUGGUGGUGAGCCUCCAAGAGGAACAUGCAAAGGCCCUCCAGGAGAAGACGAAAGCCGAAAAGGAGAACAGGAGGACCAAGAGGAAGGUGGACAAUCAGGAGCAGAGACUUCGAGAGAUGAAGGAGACCUGCACAUGUUUGGAGGAAAAACUAAAGGAGAAGUCCGGCCAUGAGGCAGAUAGCCAGGCUGCCCUGAAGAUGGCCCACAAGAGCGUCAAAGAGCUCCAAAUUCGCCUGAGCAAUAAAGAAGAUGUGAUCAAAAAGUACCUGAGCCAGCUGACUCAAGUUGGAAAGGAUCAAGAAGAGUUGAUAAAGACACACGCAGAGGAGAUGAAGACGUUGUAUCAGAAGUUGGACUCCAACAACAACAUGGCCCUGGAUCGUAUCAGACGGCAGGCAGCGGAAGCCAUGAAGAACCCCAGCAUGGCCACGUCGACAUCCAAACAUAUGGACCGCGUUGCCGAGUUGGAGCAGAUGGUGGCCGAACAGGACGUGUCGCUCGCAUCUGUCAACAGGAAGCUACAGAUGGCCGCCGCCGAGUCAGAGCGACACAAGGCGGCCUUGGAAACACAGGCCAAGAAACACGGCGAUGAGAUCUCCAGGUUGAAAAGGUCUCAUGCCGCGGAGUUGGAAGAUGUGAGCUUUGAUACCAAAGAUCAGAGGAGCCAAAUAGCAGAUUUAAAGAAGGAUAUGGACUCCCUCCAGAAUGAGCUCGAGAGCCAAAGGGAGGCCAAUGUUGUGUCGCACAGCAACACCAUGAAAAACAUUGUGGAACGCCUCAAGCUGCAGCUAGUCCACAAAGAGAAACAGAUCAAGGCUCUCAGCAAAGUUCUCAUCGGAAUGCGGACCCAGAUGACGUCUGCCGCAGAACAACAAGUCUUGGUCAACACUGCACAGACUGAGGAGAAAAUCAACAUUCAGAAGUUGGUCGACAAGCACACAAUAGACCUGAAAGCUCAGGUGCAGGAGUUGAGCGACCAACUGGAAGUGGCAAAUGAUUCGUCUCGAAAGGGCGAGAACAAACUGAAGGCUCAGGUGGACAACCUGAACAAGAAGCUGAAGAGGAGCCUUAGCAGUCAGAAGGCGCUCCGCACUCAAUUGGAGGGGAAAGAACAAGAGUUCCACGAGUUGGAGAAGCAAAUCAAGAGCCGGAGUGACCCCGCUCAGAGCAAAGAGAAAGUAGUGCAAUGGGAGGAGGCUAAGAAGUGGCGAGCCAGGUUGGACAAGGUCAAGAACGUUCUGAAGGACAAGGAACAACAAAACUACUUCCUGUCGAGGCAACUCAAUUCUAUAAAAGACCUCUAUGCCAAGCUGGAGCGAGAGAAGAACACAACGCAGAAGAAGACCAAAGCUAGGGGAUUGACGGCAGAUCCGGUCGUAGAGAAGGAGACUCAGUUGAUCACUGCAAAGCAACACCAAACUGGGAAUGGCGAGGUCACCGAGAUGUUGAGCCAAUCCCUGGAGGAAAGACUCCGAUCCUUAGAAAACCACAUGUCCAGCAAGUCUCAGAAAGCAUCACUUGUACCAAAGAAAGACGGUGAGACUCCUUCACAAAGCGACGGGGACCUCCAGACGGAAAACCUCAAGCUGGUUUCAGACAAUCUGGAGCUGCCCCUCCACCUCGCGCAGGCUAACAUAGACCUGCCAAGAUUGAAGGAUAAAGUUGCAAAUCUGGAGGAGAUGUGCAGCGCACUGAAGAAUGACAAUGCUGGAAGUCUUUCUCAUACAUGCGAAGCUGACACAUUGAACAACCCUGACAACGUGGGGACAGGAACAGAUGUCACCAAGGAAGUCAGCAAACUGAAGAGAGACAGCGCAGAGCAGAAACAGGCGCCAGACGAGAACAGCGAUGUAAAUGGAGAGAUACCUAAAAGCGACAAAGAUAACGAAGAGCCAAGAAGUCCCUUGCAGGUGGCUGAAGCUGAGGAUAGCCACGUUUAAAGUGAUGUCGAAUUUCACUAUUCCAUAAUGUCCCCAUUGAAAAGUAUUUUUAAUUACCAAUAGGAUGAUUGCAGAGGGAAUUAUCUCUAGUUUUGCCUGUAACGACUGUAAAUGUGCUUUAUUUGUAAGCAUGAUCAGUGGUCUGACAAUUAAAGGGAAACAAAUGAAAAAAUAAUAUUAAUGUUGCUUUGAGGUCAUUUUAGUUUUUAUUUGAUCACAUGUGAAGUUGGUUUAUUUUAUAGUACAGCUAACAUAUACAGGAGCCAGUAUUUCGGCUCCUAGUGUAUACCUGACAAAAUUGCCUGGUUAAAAAGGGGAACAAAGUAAUAUCUGAAUAGAUUUUUGUAAAAAUAUAUAGGCCUAGGUUUUUAGUGUAUUUCAUGUCAAAAAACAAACCCAAAUAUUCCACUCGAUUGUGUUCAUUUGUGAUAUAGAGUAUGGGGCAAAAGUAGGCACCGGUAUGCAUUUAAAAAAAAAAAAAUUUUCAAUUGAGGAAGGGAAGAAGGACAGAUGACUAACUACAAAACUUAACCAAGGCUAAAAACUAUUUUUAAUUGACUAUUUUUAAACCCUUAUCCUGCCUUAAACCUCUAUUUUGAAUCCCUAAUCCUGUCUUGAAACAUUAGUUUGAAACUCUAAACCCUAACACUUGCCGGGAAAACCAAAUUUGAAACCUUAACCCUGGCUUAAACCCCUAUUUUGAAACCCAAAUCCUGCCUUGAGACCUUAGUUUG